Molecule: messenger RNA, 2403 nt
Organism: Patiria miniata (bat star)
Lineage: Eukaryota; Metazoa; Echinodermata; Asteroidea; Valvatida; Asterinidae
Product: ankyrin repeat, SAM and basic leucine zipper domain-containing protein 1-like
Exons: 11
Coding region: 121-1800 (559 amino acids)
Biological process (GO): piRNA processing
Cellular component (GO): pi-body
Molecular function (GO): protein binding
Source: RefSeq, a predicted model, not a curated record
UGGUUGAACCCCUAGUGCCUAGAUGAUCGUGCCACAUGAACGUAGUGUAAGCGCAUUGACGUGAUCAAGUGCUGCAAGUGCUAGCUCUUUGGGCCUGCAAAUGCCCUUUCGUAAACAAAAAUGGCAGAAAAUCUUAAUCUUCCCCCGUCAUGUGCAGGUUUACCUGCUGGCACGGAAGAUCAUUCUGAUGACGAAGAUGGACUUUGCAUUAUAAUCGAUGGCGAUGCAGCUUCAAGUCUGAUUGUAGAUGAGGUUCGUGUACCCUAUGCUACUUCGCAACCACCAAGUGGAAAUCUUCAUUUAGAGUGGGAUUCUGUAAAGUCAGUGAAGCCAUCAUCAGAAACUCCAUUUCACGACUAUCAAAAUGGGUCAGACUCUGGUUGGACGUAUUCUCAGCCAUCACCUAACAUUUUAGGUGCUUCAAAACGGGACAAACAGGGAUUUCCCAUUGUCUUGGAUGAUUUUAGAAUUGCAGUUUGCCGAGGAAACUUGCAGGAAGUGGAAGCUUUUCAUUUAAGAGGAGUUGCAGUAGACACAACAUUGCGAGCAGGAUGGACAGCUCUAAUGUACGCUGCUUUCUAUGGACGAAUUCAAAUCUUGGAGUUUCUUUUGGAAAGAGGAGCUGAUGUUAACUUUAAUAAAGCAUCAUAUAUGUACACUCCCCUAAUUGCUGCUGCAUCUAGUGUACAGGAGGAGCAUUAUGUGACUUCAUGUUUAACCAUCCUGCUUGAGAGAGAUGCUAGUCCGAAUGUGCAUGAAAGAAGUCAUAUGACACCUCUGAUGUUUGUGUCAAAAAAUGGAAACCUGAGUGCAGUGCAGAAAUUACUUGAAUUUGGAGCUCAGACAGACAGACAAGACAACCGAGGAUGGACGGCACUUUGUUAUGCUGCCAAUCAAGGAUUCACCAGUAUUGCUGAAUGUCUUCUAAAUGCUGAAGCUGAUAUUCACAAAAGAUGUUCGGAGGGAACAGCACGUGAUAUUGCCUGUAAUCGAGGUUAUAUUGAGCUUACAGAACUGAUAGAUAAGUCAGUCAGUAUAUCAGCUGGCGAGAAAGAUCCAGUGAGACAUGCUUUGGAAGGUCUUCAGUUUUCACAACCUUCUAGGCCCAUUCAAAUGCAACCAGAAAACUCUUUAUCUACAAACCAGAUCAGCAGUGCUUAUGGAGAAGGAUGUGAUGACCUGGACCUGUUUCUCUGUGGUUUAGACCUUGGUCACCUCAGCCAUUGUUUUCAUCAGCAAGCAAUCAAGUUCUCUGUCCUCCUACAGAUGUCAGAGGAAGAUCUGGAAAAGAUAGGCAUAAACAAGUACGGAUGGCGACAAAAGAUAAUGGAUGCUGUACAGGAAAUUCACAAAAGAAAAUGGGAACCAGGAAGUGUGCAGGCCACUGGCAAAAGGAUUCUCAGCCAUUCAGAAUCCAUGGCUCUGAUUAAAAAUAUAACCAAGCACGUGGCUUACAUUGGAAGCAGUAUUACGUAUGUGGGUAAUAACUGGAAGGCCCACAAAACAUUGUUUGAUGAACAAGAUGACCCAGUCAAUCUACAGAGAUUAAUGACGGAGACGGACGAAGGACUCAAUAAGACCAUCAGGCUUUUUGAGGAAUUUCGGAAACUUAAAGGCCAGCUGAACCAGGCAACCAACUCCGAGACGGUACUGCCUGCAGAUUUGAUCCUUGAUUCAGAAGAUAUGCCAAGGAUUGGUAGGCGCCUAACUGCCAUUUUUGCAGUUACCCUGCUGACUACAAGUUUAUUUGUUCUAUUCAGGAGAAACAGUAUUCAAACAAUUGUGAGAACUGGAAUUUGAUCGUGCAUUUCUUUGAACUGAUUGCUCUGUGUGAAUGCUGCAAAAAAAAUCUGAUCUUCUGUGCACAAAGUGUGUAGAUGUAGAUGCCUUUGAUAUUUUUGGAAACACUGCAAAUUACAGUGUCUAAAUGGUUUGAGAAGAAAGCCCCAUCCAAGUCCCAAACUUGUUUGUUUGCUGUUCUAUUUAACUUUUGGGGGUUCUAAUUGGCCUAUGCGUAAAGUUUGUGGAAAAUUUCAUAUUUUAUUUCAGGAUUGUCUUUGGUAUAGUUGCGGAAAAAAUACUGUUUUUGUUAAGAAAUGUAUUGUUUUUCUUAGAUAUUGAAAGCAUUUUUCUGAUAGGCAAUUUCAAGAUUCAGAACAAUGACAUGAUCAAACUUGGCACAGGCAAAGAAUGAUGAAAGUGUGCAUAAUGAAGUCAUGUGUUGCAUGACAUCCCAAAUGUGCAUUUUUUUCGUUGUCCUAUACAGGGUGUUUCAUAAAAAAGGAAAGAGCUCAUUUUGUUGAUUCCUCGGGUAUGACUAAUUAUUUAGGUAACCACCAUCUGUUGCAUAACCAUGUCUUCUUUUUCUUGACACCACAAACUCUAUUUUACAGUCACGGAUGA